GUCACCUUCCUGCUGGUCCACUUUGGAGGAUUCACCCUGAAGGAGAAACUCUUCAUAUCUGUGGCCUGGCUGCCGAAGGCCACCGUGCAGGCCGCCAUCGGCUCGAAGGCGUUGGACAUGGCGAGGGACGAGAAGAACGACACGUUGAUCAAGUUUGGCCUGGACGUGCUAACGUUAGCGGUGUUAGCCAUCCUGACCACGGCUCCCAUCGGGGCGCUGGGUAUAGGCCUGGCAGGACCACGCCUCCUGACUCGACAGGUCAAAGACGACACAGAAGGCGGAGCCACGACUCAGAGCAGCGCCGGGACCAGUCAAGAAAAAGACAACAUGACUCUUGAGAGCAAACUCUGAGGCUUCUUACUGGAUACACAUAUGAUAAAUAAAUCUACAGAAGCCCUGAGUGGACACGCACGCAUAGAUUUUAUUUUGCUCUUGUAGUGUAAUUAACUUAUUAAGAAUUUCCUCGGGCCACAGGAAAAAUGAACUUUAACUGUAUAAGUUAAUUAAUUAUUCAGUGUCAUAUCAGAAUGUCAGUAAGUUCUCUAGGAUAAAGAUAAAGAUAAACUUUAUCUAUUAAACUAAACUAUU
This is a messenger RNA of Labrus bergylta (ballan wrasse), 588 nucleotides long. The record is from RefSeq and is a predicted model, not a curated record. NCBI's taxonomy places the organism in Eukaryota, Metazoa, Chordata, Actinopteri, Labriformes, Labridae.